Podarcis lilfordi (Lilford's wall lizard) is the source of this 35544-nucleotide messenger RNA. The record is from the annotation of a GenBank genome assembly. Lineage: Eukaryota; Metazoa; Chordata; Lepidosauria; Squamata; Lacertidae.
AUGCUUCCCUUUGUGUUCGCCAUCCUGGGCUCAGCAGAGGCUACCUGCAGGACCGCCGCCUGCAACAACACCACCAAGGAUUACUGCUACAGCGCCCGCAUCCGCAGCACUGUGCUGCAGGGCUUGCCCUUCGGAGGGGUGCCCACCGUCCUUGCCCUUGAUUUUAUGUGCUUUCUUGUAAGUAUGUUGGCAGUGUUGCUGUCUGGCUUGGCACUUGAGCUAGGUCUCUUCCCCCUGCAUCUGUCGCAGAAGGAAAGUCAGGUGUCAUAAGGAGAUAUGUCCAGUGCCAUACAGCAAAAGAUUCUGAAGGGAGAGGAACAGGUGACCAUGCAGAGCAUAGGAAUCUUGCCUCAAGUGCUAGAGUCAUUUGCAGAUCCUGUGUGUUUUCAAAUGUUUUCAUGAGGACAGGAAACUUCUCUCUCUUUCUCUCUUGUUCUGAAAGUUGAGAUGCUGGAAGAAUCCGUGUAGAUGCCAAAUACUUCCCAGACAUCCACACAAUCUAUAAGUCGCAGUACUACUGCUACUAGCACUUUGCAAAAUCGUCCACAACCUUCAUUAGAGCUUCUUGCUAAAGGACCGAAUAAAAAUUAAAUUGUUAGAAUAAGAGGCGUUUGCAUAUUUUUAUGUUGUGUGCAUAUACUAUUUUGCAAGCAAUGUGGAGAACUUAGCUUUCUCUAUGGUGGAAACAAAAAGCUAUACUAUGUUUUUUAUAUAUCACUGGGGGCACUGCAGUUUGGUGGAGGACAGAGUAUCUACUAACCAUGGACCUUGGCCUUACAUUUCCUUAUUUGCUUUUCUGCAGGCACUGCUGUUUGUUUUUUCCAUUUUACGUAAAGUGGCCUGGGAUUAUGGGCGUCUGGCACUGGUGACUGAUGCUGACAGGCAAGUGGAACUCUCUCUCUCUCUUUUUCUCCUAGAAAGUGGAGAAACAUCCUCUUUUGUCAAAUAACUUCACCUAGAAGUUAGGAUCAGUUACUGAAAUGCAGUCCAACAGGUUAGCGUUUUGCAAUCCAUCCAUGGGCCAGAACUCUAAAGAGGUACUUUAGGUGCACUCAAGUACUCGGUAAUACCUAGUGAUUUUUUUCUUCUUCAGACAACAGUCCCUCAAGUCCUAUCGCAAACUUCUUUUUCCUGCAACUCCCUCAGUUUUGAAAGAGGUGUGAUGUGGAGGGUUAUUGCUUGAUACACUCACAUCCUUCCAAGUUUCCUUUUGGUGUAUGCAGUUCUUUAGACGUAGCUGGUGCCCACAUACAAUAUACCCCUUCUCCUAGCAUAGUAGAAGAUCCAGCCUGGCUAGUCCUGGGUGGCUCAUAAAACGUCUGGCCAUCCAGUCAUUGCAGGGCAAGGGAGGCAGAUGAGUGAUUGCACAGCAACCCAAGAACUUGCUCCUCCACUAUUUCCCACUAGGGAUGUGGAAGGGAGUAUGGACCCUCUGCCUAGGAUAUUCAAGGUCAAAUGGCCAGCCCUUUUAGAAGGGCAAGUGAUGGCAGCCUCAUAUAUGCUAGUAGUGAACUCCUUUUCCAAGUGAUGAUUCUUAUGUAGCAAAAAGGUCGCCAUUCAUGCACAAGAGGGAGCUACUAGCGGGGGGGGGGGGGGAAUGGACCCAAAGUUUCCAGAAGUACCAAAAUGAGAGGGGACUUCAGCAGGGGUAUCCCAAAAACAGUCCCUUGAGGAAUCAGGUGGGCACAGAAUCUGACAGACUGUUGGAGAGGCAUGAUGAGCUGAGAACCCAAAGUGGAAGCAUUUUAUACUGCAGCAUUUUAUUGCAGGUUCCACAUUGUUAUUUUUACAUACAUACUUUCUGCUCAGGAGGGCAAAAGUACAAUCACUAAGUAUGUAUCCGAUCAAAUAGCAACUUCUUCCUUUUGAUGCCAGCAGUAAGGAUUCUUUUAGUAGAGCAGCAGUUAAAACUCAUCAGUAUGAGAUACAGGCCAAAGGUCUGUAAAAAAUAAAAAAAAAGGAGGAAUGUUUUGGCACAGGGGUGAUAAGUCAACAGUGAGGGUGCCAAAGUGAGCGUCUCUGGGGACAGCAGUCAAAAGUUUAGGUGCAGCCACAAGACGACGCAACCCUGGUGUUGGUGAGAGUUCAGAGGCGCAUGAUUCAUAAAUAAUUAUCUGAAACACAGCAGUUCACAGACCUGAAGAGACAGAGAGAGCCUGCCAAGGAACGGUACACAGACGAUGGGGGAAAAUUGUUACAGGGUUGCAAGGUUGUGGUUGCUGCUUUCUUAGCCUGCAAAAUUGCUUACAAGGCAGACAGAUCUUUGAUCUUUGAUUUUACAGAUGUUCAUUUCCCAAUGAAACUGGAGACCACAUGCUAUGCUCUUGGAUGCUGCAGCUUUUUAUUUGUACAGAUGUUACAGUUUUCGAUCUGCAGAAGUGAGAGCUGGCAAGAGGGGACAGUUCCACAGCAGCAGUUCCCUUGAGUCAGAAAGUUGGUUAGGGGAAGUCUUGGGAAAGAAUAGUUAAUGAUAGCUUCUGUGACUGGAGGGCAGAGAGAAAUGACUGUUGUUAACCACCAUCCCUCGUGCAUGUUGCUGCAACUCUGCGAUGCAGAGCAGAGUUGCAUCGUGAAGUAGGGGAAAGAAUUCUUAUCUUCACAAAGAAGGGAAACAGGUCAGGAAAGUGUUCUUAGAGGGCUCACCACCACUUCCGCUUGUCCCACUGCUUUCCCCCAGGGAAACUUGCUGUUUACUGCUGAUUCAGAACAAAGUCAAUUGUGUUUUUUUUGUGUGUGUUUUUUAAAAAAAUAUUAGAUUUUCCACAAUUAUAACAAAAACCACAGAGCAGAAUGACACACAAAAACAGAAAGAAGAAAAAGAAAAAAGAAAAAUACAUCAAUGAACGAAAGAAGAAAAAAGGAACAAUAAACAGAUAAACAAUAACAACAAACUUAAUUCUUUACAAGUCCAACCUUUUAAACAUCUUGGUUGACUUCCUCUAGUUCCUCCCUUCUGAGUUUCCUUGUAGUUAAGAGUAACAGCUUUCCAAUAUCAUUAUUAAACUAAAACAAUUUCCAAUUAUAGUCCAUCUUAUUCACUUUUCUUAACAUUCUAAAUCCCAUUUAUUUAAUUAUAACUUAGUUUAAUCCUAGGCCUAUUUGUUUCUUUCAAGUAAUUUCUAAUUUUUUAUAUUACAAUAUUUAUUCAAAUAGUCCUUAAAUUUCCUCCAGUCCUCUUGAAACUCCUCUUCUUUCUGGUCGCGGAUUCUUCCAGUCAGGUCAGCUAGCUCUGAGAAAUCCAUCAUCUACAGUCAAUCGUUUUUUCUGCAGAUUGACUUUUGUUCCAAUUCACAGUAAACAGUGGGUUUUCCUGGGGAAAGAGGUGGGACAAAUGAAAAACCGCUCAGAGCCAUGCCUAGAAAGUCUGGGACAAGUGGAAAACCUCUCAGCCCCAUGCUUUCUAGCAUAGAAGUGUGGCUGAGCCCAGUGUGUACAUCAGUGCUGUCAUGAGUGACUCUACUGCUGAUAAAAAUGGAUCUCAUUUGGAAACUAAAGUGCCACCUCAAUGCACAACCCGUCUUCAUUGGUCAUAGCUCAAGGGUCUCUCUGAUCUUGGGCCUCCUGGACUGCCAUCAGUGGACAGCAGCGGCGUAGCGUGGGUUGUCAGCACCCGGGGCAAGGCAAGUAAUUUGCGCCCCCUAACCCGGGGCAAGGCAAGUAAUUUGCGCCCCCUAACCCCUAACCUGCCGCCGCUGCCAGCUUCUUCUUGCUGCUGCCUGGGCUGGUCUGGUGUGGUUCUCUCCCGCGCUCAGCGCUGCGCUGGGCGGCCGCUGCACUGUCCCUCCCCCAGAUAGUCCCUUGCUCUCUCUCCGCACCGCACGCCUGGCACCCACCCCCUCCACAGUGGGCGGCGACCCAGCGGCUCGGAUCGGAUUCGCACAGCCAGCACUGCAGUGAGAGAGAGUGAGCCAGGUAGGGGCAGAGAGCUGCGAGUGCGAGCGCGCCCCCCCAGAUGUUGCGCCCGGUGCGGCCGGCCCCCCCUGCACCCCCCACGCUACGCCACUGGUGGACAGGUUUCAGAAAGUUGAAGCCUCAUUCUCAUGACAGCAGCAGCAAACCAGAAGAGAUGAGGACGCAAAGAAAUGGGAGUCUCAGAAUAUGAGAGAGAAAUUAGAAACCUUUACUGUAUUUUAUUUGCCCAGCCGUCCCCUGCAUUGCUGACUAUCAACAUUUCAGUUUUGUUGAGGGCCCCUGGAUUUGGAUUGGUCCUGGCUACCUGAUGAGAGAAGGACAGCAAGAAAAAGAAAUGUAGAGAUUUGUGCAAUAUAUCCGGAUAGGAGGCUUAAGAGAACCAACACAACUUCAGUUGAUGGGAUUGCUAGUUUUCUGAGCAGUCCACCCUCUGCUGCACAUUGGCCACAAUAUGAUCUACUUAGUUGCAUCGCCUCCCUGGUUCCUUUUAUGAUAGGCUCAGAGACCAUGUAAGCAUGGUAAUGUCCGGAAGGCCCCAAAGGAUCACCGUCUGUAAUACUAGCUGAUGCAGUCAAAGAGUGUAUACUAAAGAAACUUUCCUUAAAAUGUGCACAUCUUCCACCCAGGCACUGACCUGGCUUCAGGAAGGGUACCAAAGACCUAAGAAGAGUGCAAAACAAACAAAACAGAGUUUGCCUGAAGAGCAAAUGCAGUGAUAUGUACAUAGGCUUCGUUUGCUUUAGAUAAGGCUCUGCUUCUCAAGGAGCAAUUCAGAAUAUCAGCUGGUGUAUUUCAAUUUGCUGUUGUGGCUUUCAUCUACAGCUGUUUAUCCACCUGUUGCUAAUAAGAGGGCACAGAAUCUCAUUUCCGAGGGAGGGCAGCCACAUUUGCUUUGAGUUUAAGUUUGCCUGGAGACGCACAUGGCAAGGCAAAUCUGAAAUUAAUGUAGAAUAGAUUUAUCCCAACACCAGAGUGAGCAGGGAAACCCUGACAAGGGAGAGGAAUGGCUCCAGUCCUGAACAGUUUGCAUGAACCAUAAAACUGAAUCUGUAAGCCAAAAAAACUAAGUUUAUUUUCUUCCUCUGGAUGAAUUUGGUGAACGAUUUCCUUCCCAGGACCCCAAAAUGUCAGCACUGAGAGAGGAGGACCCUGGCUCUUGAUUGAAAGAUCCAAUUUGUUUGUAACUCUCCCUUUUUCUCCCCCACCCCCUUCAUUCUUUUUCUUUUGUCCCCAGGCAGAGGCGCUGGCAGCAGGAGCAAGAGGAACGGGAAUAGUACGUUGUGGGUUUUCCCAGGGUGCUUCUUCCAUCCUUCCUUAAUUCUCUUUUCCUUCCUGCUUCUGCUGAAGUUUUCUCCUUUUGCUUCUGAACUAAUCUUCACCGGCAGAGCAGGGCUUGUGAUUGUUGUCCACACUGGUCACUGCACACAUAACCCUCUUGUGUCAGUCACACUACACCAAAAUGGCGAUGAGGGAAACUUUCCUUCAGGGAGCUCAAGGUGUCAGCAGUGGCGUAGCGUGGGUUGUCAGCACCCGGGGCAAGGCAAGUAAUUUGCGCCCCCUAACCCAUGGAUUUGCGCCCCCUAACCCUAACCCCCAGAUGUUGCGCCCGGUGCGGCCGGGCCCCCCUGCACCCCCCACGCUACGCCACUGGGUGUCAGACAAAAUUCUCUACCUCCCCAUUUUGCCCUCACAAUGUCCCUGUGAGGUAGUUUAGGCUGGGAGACUGUGACUGGCCCAAGGGACCAUCUGUAGUGGGGGGUGGCCAGAUUUCUGCUGGGCAAUUCUGCCACCACUUUUCAGCAAUGAGAAAUGUUAUCUUCUGCUUUGAAACAUUCUCUGCCUCCUCGGCUGACUCAUGCAGGAGCCCAAAGAGCUGAUUUAACUAGACUCUUCAAAUUACUCUUCCCUCAGGAUUUUUUUUUUUUUAAAAAUAUUUAGGAACCUGUUCCCUAGCCAGACAUCCCAUGAAGCUGGUAAGAGUUUUCCACCACUGAUAUGUUCUAACCAAGAACAAACGGGGGCCCAGGGCCAAGCAAGGACAUUUGGCUUCCUCAGAAGAAAGGACGAGAUGGUUCCCUCAUCCCCCAUCAACAAACAAAAGCUCACUAAAUAGGGAGCGAAACCUUCCGUCAUUCCUAGUGACAGAACAACACCCUUUGCUACUCCUGAGGGCAGCAAGCUUGCUUAGGGGGAAGCUGAGUGGGUCACACCACUGUGUUCUCCAAAUCUUGCCACCAACAUCCUACCCCCCCUUGCUGUAUGUUGCCUGAGGUGACUGCAUCACUCUGCCUCAUGGGAUGUUCUGUGUAGAACAGUAUUCUUGUUGAGAUGUAAUAGGCACCCAUUAUCUGCACUUUCUGGAAAGAUUUGAAAACAUUUUUGUGCUGAAAAUCUUGCCUAUCUAUGUGGAUAGGUUUCUGCCAUGGGUGUCUACUUUAAAAAUAAUAAUUUCAUCGUCUGUGCUAUUUUUAAACUGUUUUAGCUGUUUUUAUUAUAUUCAUCCAUUGCCUUGGGGCAUAUGUGGAAGGCAAUAGCAACCAGGGGCGAAGGAAGGUGUCAUGACACCCGGGCCGGGUGUCAUGACGUACGAUGCAUGCGCUGUACAUAGCGACGCCGCACAUGCACUGUAUAGCGGUUAGCCGCCAGCGCCGUACAGACGGUGCCGGGAUCCCUCCGUCACCACUGCAGCCGCAAACACGGCUGUAGCGGCGACAGAGGGAUCCCAGCACCGUCCAUAUGGUGCUGGAGUGGCGCCGGCGGCAAACCACUAUACAGUGCGUGUGCUGCAUUGUUAUGUACAGCGCAUGCAUGCGAUGCUGCACAUGCGCUGUACUUAGCGGUUUGCUGCCAGUGCCAGGAUCCACUGCUCGCAGCUGCAGCCGCGAACACAGGAUCCUCCCAAGGCGGCUGCGGCAGCGCGAUAGCUGCUUUCACCACCGCGAGCCCCCGCGGGUGACUUCUUGUCACCCCCACAGGCAUGGAACCCAGGGCAUACUUCCCCCCACGCCCCCCCAUUGUGACAUCACUGAUAGCAACAGUGCCCACCCUGCUGGUAUAUUUGGGGGGGCCAGCCCUGCUGUGAUGUGAGGUGCAAUUCAAGAGAGCCAAAGAGUCAAGUUAUUUCAUUUGCUUUACCACAUGAAAACAUAAUUUGGAUUUCCUGACUCAGGCACAAAAUUCCCCUUCAACCAGGCCUUGGUCUGAUUAAUAUUCUAUGGCCUUUUAAACGGGUGUCUUUUUGUGGGGGGCAGGUUAUUGUUUUGUUUUAGCUAUUUAUUUUGUGCUUUUAUACUGUAUUUUUAUCUUGUGAACCGCCCUGAGAUAUUUGGAUAAGGGGUGGUAUAUGCAUUUAAGAAUCAUAAUCAUAAUAAUGUUUCAUGAGAUAUGGCAACGAAAGGAAAACCUGGACCUCACAAUGACAUGACAACCGGUUAAUUUCUGAGAGGAGAGUGUCUAAACAGGCCAGGAGAUGUAGUGAGGCUCGUAUUUGUGUGUGGAAUCCCUGCGCCAGUUGUCGGUUUUAGCUCCAGAUUUGGGCAGGGAAAAGGGCUUGUGCCCCUCCAGUCAGGAGACCCACCUGCUACUCGCCACCAUUACUGCCAGCUACUGCUGCCAGCACAGAGGGAGGCAGGAAGGGACAGUGGAGAGGGGAUGAAAUAAGAAAAGAUCAGUGGUUGCAGCACCUGCUGCUGCUGCUCCUCUUCAUCACCAUCCUCACUCACUUGCUCACCUUCUUUGAACAAUAGCAAAAAAUAAUUUAAAAAGGUGGGGGAGCCACAGGGCAAGUUUGCUCUUGGGCCAUGCCAGGGCACAUGUCUGCCAGCCAUGCCGCGAGUCCCAAACAUUUCCAAGAUGGCUGUCUUUUAUUACUGCAUUUAUAUACCUAUUUUCUGCAAAGGGGGGCGGGUACAUGGUUCUACCCCUCCCCAAUUUUAUCCUCACAACAGCCCUCUGAGGUAGGUUAGGCUAAGAGACCAUGACUGACCUGAAGUCCCCCAGCAACCUUCAUGGCUGAGCGGGGGACGGACGGACUUCAAAGCCUCGUCUCCUAGAUCCUAGGCCAACACGCUUAACCACCACCCCAAACCUGGCACAGCACUACUUGUUGAUGAAUGGAAAAUUCACUAAAUGGGUGUGGAGCCUACUUGAUUAUCAUCCCACAUGUUCCAGGAGUGAGUCCUGGCAUAAGCAAAGCAGGCUUCCAUGCCGAGCCCCAAGUCCUAGUUACCGGUAAGUGGCCCAGCCUAGCAGCUAUUAUAGUCUGGUCAUGUUGGGGCCUUUGGCACAGGGCGUGUAUUUCGCUACAUAGCACUUUGCUUCCUCCUCACUGGCACAGUAUGGAAGUUUCAUCACACGCAGUGUUUGGUAGCUCAGUGAUAGAACGCCUCAGCACUGCAUACAGGCCUCCCUGGGUCCAUUCCCUGACAUUUCCAGGAAGGACUGGGAGUGUCCCCUGCCAGAAAAUCUGGAGAGCCACUGCCAGUCAGUGUAGACAGCACUGAGCUGGGUGGAUGAAUGGUCUGACUCAGCCUAAGUCAGUUUCCUAUGUCCAUAAAUCUCCUUUUCUUCUUCUGCCUUUACUACUCACUGUAGCCGUUAUUCUCCCCCUCUACAGCCAUAUUCACACCUGCUGGUGAAUCAGUCAUUUAUUCUUCAGUGGGAGGAGGGGAGCAUAUGCCCACCCCCUCACAGGCAGAUUGGGGGUGGGAAGGGGGGGCGGAUUUUGCAGCCCUACUGGGAUCCACAUUGCCACUUCUUACAUCAGGCAGCGCCAAACCCACUUCUGAAAUCUGCCUGGCAACAUGCUGCCCUCCAGCUCCCCCUUGUGACUGUUCCCUUUCUAUGUUCCCUUUUAAUGCACCCUGUUGCGAACAUUUAAACAAAUGCACAAGCAAGUCACUAUUGCACAGAAUGAGCAUUGGGAUUAAAAAAGGGAAAGGCUACAUGGUGCUCAGCUAAUCUGUGUCUGGGAUGUGAAGCUGUCGUACCUUUUGUUUUCCCAGAGUGCCACUUGAGUGCACACUAUACAAUACAUCUGCAGUCCCCUUUUAGGGCUUGGAGGCAUUUGGCCACUGUUCCGAUCUGUGAACAGGGGAAGGAGUGGAGGCCAGACUCCAUGCUGUUGCCUUGCUUACAUGACUCCCUUCUCUCUUAACUAAUGCUAAAUGUGCAUUAAUCAUCACGGUCCCUGCAGGGCCUUACCACGAAGCCUCUCUUGCUAGCCUCCAGACUUCUUGAAAAUCCAGAUGGGUCAGUUUAAAAAAUAUUGUCAUAGAGGUUAGGCAAGCAACACCCCUCCAGAGUGUGUGUGUGUGUGUGUGUGUGUGUGUGUGUGUGUGUGUAAUGAGCUGUACCUUUUGAGAACCUGCUUGUACUCUGAAAGCUCAUUCUGAUGGUGAGCAGAGAAUCACAAGGAUGGGGCAAUACUUUCUCCUCUGUGCUCAAAAUGAGAAGCAGGCAGCACUGCCUCCGCUGGUCCCAGAGAGGCCUCUUGCCACUCACAUGGUCUGAAAAAACCAACAGGGGUUGAAGCAUCUGCAGCUGGGAUGGGAAACAUGUGGCUCUCCAGAUUUUUCAGGACUGCAACUCCGAUCAUCCCUGGCCCUUGGCUGUGCUGGCUCUGGCUGAUGGCGGGUUGGAGCUCAACUUCUGGAGGUCACCAAGUCAGCCACCCCGAUCUAGAGCACUGCUUACGUUCUGUGCUCUUGAUGCCCAGAAGAAACACAAUCUAGACAAGCGCUAUAAAAAGCUCUACCGCGUAUCAACCAUUUCACAUACUCUGGGGUAAUUCUGUUUAUCUCCUGCAAUGUUACAAGUACCCGACAUAGAAUUUAGAGAAUUUCAGCUUUCAAAUACACAUGCACGCAUACUUCUAAUCUUCUUGGCUUACAUGGUGUUGGGAGCUAAUCAUGGUGACAAUAAUUAGUUAAGUGGGCAGAAAUCACUGAGCUUUUAAUGACACAUUGAAUGCUGUAUACGCAAUAAACCACAUUAUGCACUCAGGAAUUCAAAUUGUUUAUCACCUACUGUAUCAUCCAGAAGAUGAACAAGGUGCAUUUCCAACUCCUAAAAUUUCCAUCUAAUACAGCCUAAAUUCCAUAGUCAGCUGAAAGGCUUUCUGUUCAAAACUCUAGUUUACUUUAUGCAUACUGUUAUUUCUGCCACUAAGAGUUUCAUCUUCUUAACCCAUGUUUUUAAUUUGGUACUCUGCACUAGCCUGUGUGGCACUGAGAUCCUUAGGUGUUUGCUGGAGGAAAGAGGUUUUCUUUCUGCCUUGGUAGCCAUGUGUGUGCUGUCUUCUAAUAAUUCCAUAGGAAGCCUCCCUGACUUGUCACAAGAGGAAAAUGCAGGCCAUCACAUCUGACCAGUUGCUGAUUUCAUCUUCUUCUUGUUCACUCAUCUCCUUUUCAGAAGACUUAACCUUCUCUUUCUCACAUCUCCUGACUGUCGUAUGCAAGUUUGGCUGCAUAGUAGGUGAUGGGCGGCCUGAAUUGCUUCUGUCCAAUGCAUGUGGCACACUGGUGGUGUCUGAAUUCUUUGGGCAUCGCUGAUGGGGCCUUGUGGUGUUGGAGCAGUCUGGUGAAUAAAAGCCCUUCUCUUUCUCUUAUGUUGCAAUGUUAACGUCACUUACCUAGCAGUAAGCCCCAUUGAAUUUAGUAGGACUUACUUCUGAGUAGGCAUGGUUAGGAUUGCACUGAUAGUCACAAACUACUCAUUUAAAAAAUAAAUCAUUAUCAUUUAUUCCAGUAGCCCUUUCCUGGCCAUAAAAGAUGCAUUCUAUUUACCUCGCAUGUCUAAAGUAGAUUAGGUUGAGGGACCAGUAACCUGUCAAAGACCACGAGGAUAUAUUUGGUUAUUUGUAUUUUAAAUAUUAUCCCUCCUUUCUAGAGCCCAUGUAUCAUUUCAUAAGCUGCCUUUCCCCCUCAAAAAUGGCCAUAUCUUUUCUGCUGCAAGCACAUGGAUUGGGCUGUUGCCGCAGGAUUAAGCUCUGUGUUGGAAAUUGGAAUUCAUGAGCAGAGCUGCAUGUAUAUUGCAAUUCCAUAGGAGUGCAGAACGUAACAUCUGGCAUUGGGCACACACCUUAGCUGACUGGAAAUAUUUCAGUUUUUAACAAUGCUCCUAGCUGUUAGAGCUGCUGAGACAUGCUCAAAAGAAUACGGACAAUGCCUCCUGAAAUCUCCAAGGUGGCUGAAUGAGAAUCCAGCAGUUGAGGACUAGAUUUCUUUUGCCUGGUCUUUGCCAUACUCCAUGAGUAGCAAAAGCGUAGCAAAAGCAAAGAAAAAAGAGGGGGGAAAGCUUUAGAAUGCAGAAUAAAUGAAAGUACAUGUAAUUUUAUGUGAAUUGAGAGCAUCUAUACAGGAUAAAGACUUAAGAUUUUUCUUGAUGCAGCACUUUGAUUGGGUGCAGAGUACGCACAUCCCUGCUUAUGAAGCAGCCCUGGAAGUGCAUUGCAGACGCCCAUGUCUGGACCUAAACCUCUAAGGCUGCUUCUGUGGAGCCCAGCAUCUUGGCUCUUGUGAUGGAGAGGUUUGCAUUGGAUCAGAGUAAAGGGAAAGAGAGGGGCAAUCUCUGCUAAUGGCUUUUUUCUCUCUUGCCUUUUCUCUCUCUGGACUCUCUGGAAGUUUUCUCUUCAUCUUGCCUGGGGCAAACUGGCUUGCGUUAACUACUCUGGUGGCCUUCUGGUUUUCUCAGCCUCUUCCCAGGCCCUGAUUAACUGUCCCCUCUGUUGCAAUUCCAGUGUGGCGUCCGCCUUGCAUUCUGACAGCCAUGACCGCUACGAGCGCCUCACUUCCGUCUCCAGCUCUGUGGACUUUGACCAAAGAGACAAUGUGAGUGGCAGGCAAAAGGAAUCCAGGGUUUUCCCAGCAGCGCUCUGCAAUUAAGCCCUUGCAUCGAGGAAAAUGGGAAAUGAAGGGGUGGCGAUGCUCCUUGCUCAAUUUCAAUGUGCACAGUGAUGAUCGAUAGUGGGGAUGUGGUGUGAGCAAAGCCCCCUAAUGUUAUUGAUCACAUAGGGCAAGUGCAUGACAUGCCACAUAGCAGGGGCAAUUUCCACUCUAGUUGGGUCUCAGGAGGGAAGACGUAACAUUUGCAGCAGGAGUAGCACCCUCUGUGGCUGUAACUAAAUUAACAAAAAUGGAUGUUGCAAUGUGCUGCACAGUUAGUGUGAUGUGUUAUUUCAUAGAACUGUAGAGUUGUCGGGUGGGGGCCGGGGAUAGCCAACAUUUAAGGAGUCAGUAUCUAAGGUUGUCAAGUAGCUUCUAAUGAAGGCAAGGUGUUUGAGCCUUCACAAUAUUCAGAGCUGGGACCUAGAAGAGCUUCAGCUUCUAUCAAAAUUUUGGAGAACAACAAUAUUAGAGAGCUGGCAUUUCCCAGCCCAAGGGCUCUUCCUGGGAUUGCAUGUCAGCAGGUAUGGCCCGAAGCAAAAAGUAGGUUGGACUUUUACAGCUGGGAUAGCUCAGUUGGUAAGCAUGAUACUCUUAAUCUCAGGGUUGUGGGUUUGAGCCCCACCUUGGGCAAAAGAUUCCUGUAUUGCAGGGGAUUGGACUAGAUUACCCGGGUAGUCCCUUUCAACUCAACAAUUCUGUGAUUUAUACGAUAGGCUCACAAAAUUCAAAGCUUAAACACCUAUUCCUUUCUAGACAAGCAUGAAGCAUUGUUGCAGUACAAGGCAUGUUCCACCCAUCAAAAGCACUUGAGGGGAGGGUGCAGAGCAGGGCCAGCAAGGGGUAUCCUAGGCAGAGCCCUGAGGGGCAGAUAAAGAAGCCUAGGGGGCCACAUGCAAGCCUGAGGUCCCGCACCAUAACUUACAAUGACUUGUAGUGAUUAUAUGGUGAGUUUGUCCAUGUGGGCUUGUUUGUAACCUUACAUGUCUUAGAACUGAUCUGGCCGUUGCCUUGUUUCAGUUCUUCCAUCUUGGUAGGAGAAGCUGGUAGAUCUGAGGUUGUAGGGGCCUCUGUACUAGUUGAGAAAAAGUACCAAAGUGGGAUAAAGCGAAAGAACUCUGAUUAACUUGGGCUUGUUUUGUCUCCGCACAGGGCUUCUGCUCCUGGCUGACGGCAAUCUUCAGGAUAAAGUAAGUUCUCCCGUCUCCAUACAGAAGGUCUCCCCUUCUCGUUCUUGCAUCCAUCACCAGCCGUCAGAAGGAGCAACAUGGCAGAAGUCCUGACACCGCAGGGUCAUAUCACUGUCAUAGUUCAUUGUUAGACCAGGGGCUCUUUAGAAUCGAGAGCAGGGAUGGGGAACCUGAUGCCCUCCAGUGCUUGUUGGGCUCCGGCUCCCCUUAGCUGCAGCCACCCUGGCCAGUGGGGUGAUGGAAGCUGUAGUCCAGUAACAUGUAGACAGCCAUCUCUGAGCCAAAGGUCCCCAGCCAAGAAUAAGGAUCCUCUGUUGCUCAAGAUGAAAACAGAUUUCGUCCUCAGGCUCUCCUGGAUUAAUUAAGAUGGCAGGACCUGAAUCCUCAGUAUAUAGACUGAGAGCACUGGUGGGAAACAGAGCUGAUAAUAAUUCUGCUGCCAAACAUGAAUGUUCUGUGACCCAGGGGAGCUAGAAGCAGAAGGGUAGAAAUAGAGGCCAGUGAAAUUUGACAGCAUUUGGGCAGGGGAGGGGGGGUCAGCAGUGCGCUCACUUCAUUGCUCUGAAAUGUUGACUGCGCAUCACACCUUGCCCCCAUGAUUCCUCUAGGUAGCCAGCAGCUCACCCCCUUUCUGUUCCUUCCCAGGGAUGAUGAGAUCCGGGAGAAGUGUGGGGCCGACGCAGUCCAUUACCUCUCCUUCCAGCGGCACAUCAUUGGUCUGCUGGUGGCUGUGGGUGUCCUCUCUGUGGGCAUCGUUCUGCCAGUGAACUUCUCAGGGGACCUGCUAGGUAAGCGGAGAGGCGGCUUCUUACCAUCCCUGCUGGGAAAGUAUUAGACAAUCUCACUCAGUGCUGGGAGGGACCUGCUCAUCCUGGUGCUGGCUAAAGAGAGUAGUGGUGAUUCAGACACAGGUGCAUGCCUUUCUACCUCAAAUAGCUCACCAUGAUGCAGGAAGGCCCCUUGGGAGUGCUAAAAGGAAGCAGGAGGAGAAAUAAUCAAUACUAACAGUAAUUUCAACCUGAGCUUUCUAGCUCUUCAUCGCUGAGCUUUAGGACUGAGUGAGCUGCAAUCUCUACAUCUAUCCCCAAACCUGGAUGGUACAGCCUGAAAAGGAGGAUAUUUUACCUCCCGGCUCUAAGUGGGAAAUUGGGAUCAGGGGGUGCCCAUCCGAUAGCAUACAUCUUUCUACCCUAAUUGCACCAUUUACCCAAUUAGGAGACUUUUUGGCAGUCAGCCUGGCUGUGCUCAUCUGCCCGGCUUAAAGAAUCAUUCAAGGGAUUAUUUGGAAUGGAGGAAAUGCUUUCUUCCCAAUCUUGGUUUAACUUCCCCAAGAAUCCUUUUAGCAUUGAAGCAGACAAAACACAUGAAAGCUUAUAGCAUCCCUCACAAUUACUAGCCCCCGCCCGCAUUUAUUGACCUCUUAAGCUCCAGAGAGUUUAGACCACCUAGCAGAUGAAAUAAUCCUGAAGAUGGGUGGGAAAUUAGGGCCAAUGGAUGGGCUCCCCUGACCCCAACUGACCUCUGCCCCCUUUAGGUCCUCAGCUAAAGGGAAGCAAGGGACAGACUAUUUUCCACUCUUCAGCCUGAGACUGUACCAGCACUCUACCCUCUUGUUGCCAAGUUCCUUCAUGUAGGCCUCAUUUGGUCUUCCAUUUUGAACCAAUAUUUUUCUAGAAAUCUAGAGGUUAAUUGACAAAGCACAGUGUUUUACAUAAGGGGGAUUUCUGUCUAACUCUGCUUGUCUGUCAGAAGGUUCUGCCACUGCCUUGACUAAAUAGUGUAGUCAUGUACUCAGAAGUAAGCCCUAUUGCAUUCACCAGGCCUUACGCUCAGGUAAGCGUGUAUAGGAUUGCAGCGUAAAGUCUAUCCUCCCUCCCAGACAGCUAGUCAAACACCAUGCUGUUUUGAGUUUAGACUUCGUUAAUGUUACCAGCAUAGGGUGUCGGUCUUUCAGAAGCCUUAAACUACCAGCUUACAACCUAAAGCUCAGUAAUGCAGUUCAACAAAGCAUAUAGCUACAAUUAGUUUGAUGGUGGGUUCAGUUUUUAUUUCGUACUACAGUAAUUUUUUAAAAACAAACAAACAGGAUAAUGUUUGGGUUUGUUUUCUGGUUUAUAAUAGAGUUAUACCUCUAAUAAUACAUUAUUCUCAAAAUAUAAAAUAUAGACUAAGAUAAACAACAUUAAGUUCCCAAGUCUUACCAGCUCUUGUUUAAGUUGCUGCCAUCUUGGAGGUACAAGCAAGAGAGCUUCAGAUGGUAGGAUGCUCAUACAUUCAAACAUCAUAUCAUUUUAUACAGUUUUGUAAAAUCACAUGAAGAUGUUAACUGCUCCAUAAAUUUGGCACACAAUCUGAACUAUCCAAUUGUUUCUUGAGAUUAAAAUAUAUAAAAGAAUACCCCUUCUUUCUAAAUUAUUAUUCCUAAAUUAUUCCUAAGCAAAAAGUCCCAUAUAUUUCUAUUAGAUAAGGUCAAUCCUAAAUUUAUUAAUUCACUUUUGGCAAGUCUUAACUCAGAUUUUUAACCAUAAAAUUACGGUAAUACGUGACCUAUUGCAACUAUCCUUGUCGUGACAAACAUACACUUAAGUUUACAAUGUUUACAAUUUUCUUACAUGAAAUUAUUGACCCUUUGAUUAUUAUAUAUUGACCAUUAACAAAACUUUAAGUACAUGUUAAUAGAUUGGCCAUCUGACUGGCCUAAUUCCCCUCUGACCUGAGUCACAGGGUUUUGACACAGCAUUCUUUUUAUAGAAAUGAUACUGAUCAUUUGGUGAAUUAAGUAAGUUACCAGAAUUCAUUAUAGCCCUUUGCUCUGUGGGCAGCAGCCUCCAGGAAAUGCCAGAGAUGCAUUUGGGAUGAGAUGAAUUUCAUUUAUAUUCUGCCAGAGCCCUGGGACAUUUAUAGUAAUGGCUCACCCCAUUGUGCAGAUUCAAACCGCCAACCUUCUGAUCGGCAAGCCCAAGAGGCUCCGUGGUUUAGACCAUAGCGCCACCCACAUCCCAGCUUCUGCCAACCUAGCAGUUCAAAAGCAUGCCAGUGCAAGUAGAUAAAUAGGUACCGCUGUGGCAGGAAGGUAAAUGGCGUUUCCGUGCACUCUGGUUUCUGUCACGGUGUUCCAUUGCGCCAGAAGCAGUUUAGUCAUGCUGGCCCCAUGACCCAGAAGGCUGUCUCUGGACAAACGCUGGCUCUCUUGGCCUGAAAGCGAGAUGAGCGCCACACUCCAUAGUUGGCUUUGACUGGACUUAACCAUCCAGGGUUCCUUUACUUUACCUUAUAGUAAUGGCACUGAAGUUUUUCAUGGUAUUCAUCCUUUACAAUAAACCAUGAGGUACUUGGAUGAAAUGGUUAAGGUUGGAAGUUGAAUCUCUGGAGCUCAAACAGAAGUAAAUGAAUAGUCACUAAAUGAAGAAAGAUUGAGCGUCAGCAGAAGAGCAUGGAGACUUUCAAAGUCUCCCAUUACAGAAGGCAUUGGGCUGUUUGCCUCAUCAUCUAAUCCAAGCCACUUUGAGUCUCUCCGAUAAAAGCAGAGCAAUUUUGUUCCAGCAGCUUGAUGCCUUCUCAUUGCAUUGUACUCAAUUCAUGAUUCUUUACUUGUUUUCUUGCCAGAGAACAACCCCUACAGCUUUGGGAGAACAACUAUUGCUAACUUGAAAUCUGGGUAAGUAUGAUAUUGGGGUGCCAUCAAGGAACCGUGUUUUCCAAAAAGGAGGAGGAGGAGGAAAUAGUCAUAUUAUUGAAGGGGAAUAUUAUCUGGGAGGCUUGUGGUUUAGCACUGGGAUACAUGGGCUUUCCCAAAAUGCAGAAGAUACAUUCAAGCAGAGAUAAGUAUUGGGCAUUUCCUUUCCCUUGUGACAGGAAUAACCUGUUAUGGCUGCACACGUCCUUUGCCUUCCUGUACCUGUUGCUGACUGUGUACAGCAUGCGCCGGCACACCUCCAAGAUGCGCUACAAGGAGGAUGAUUUGGUAAGUCCAAACUGGCAUCCAGCUAGACUUGGUCAGCUGGAGCAAGCAACCUCCUUAAUUGGGUGAUGUCCUACAGUAGGUCAUGGCCACUGCAUUUCCUGCUCCUCUGAUUUUUAAGCUUCUCUUUUUCAUGCUCCUUUUGCAUUUGUGAUAUCUGUUUACUUGUUUCAAGCAUGUGAGUUUGGGGAGCUUUCCUUAGUACCUUUUCUAAUAGUUUGGGUUUUUUAAAAAUACAUUGUUCUGACCUUCUUUCAGUUAUUAUUUUGCCAUUAAAUGAGAUCCCGUUCUCUUCAAACACACCCUUUCCUACCUCCCUGGUGCCAACCCAGACAUUAUUAUCAUUUAUUAUUUACAUGAUGCCAUCAGGAAUAAAAAGGUUCAGAUAUUAGCUUUGAAGAAUUUAAAAUCUAAAAUUCAACUCAGCAGGGACAAUGGAGGAAUGAGAUAGAGGGGAAAACAGGAAGACGAGGAAUCUGUUUUAUUUAUUUAGAAUUGCUUCUAUUCUACUCUUCUUUCCUAAUGAGAUCAGAGUGGCAUAUAAUUAAAAAACAGUAACAGAAUAUGUAAAAUAACAAACAACAUUGUUCUCCUAGCAGUGCAACAAUAAAAUUGCUAGCACAUUUGCAAAGCUAAGCAGUGUCCAGUAUGGUUUCAAAUUGGGUUGGGGGCUGCGUGUUGAGAUUCCCGCAUUGCAGGGGGUUGGACUAGAUGACCCGCAGAAUCCCUUCCAACUCUACAAUUCUAUGACUAAACGUAAAGCAGCCAAAAUAUCCACUAUUACAAAGAAAAGUUCCCUGAUAUGCAAACAGUGAAGUAAUAUGACUCUCCCAGGAGAGGGAAUUCCAAGGGUUGGGAGGGUGACACAGAAAAGGCCCUAUUGAGCAAUGUAUUAUUAUGGAUAGCUGAUUGGGAAAUGAGAGGGACCUCUGUGGAAGAGCUCAGUUCUUGAGCAGGAGUAUGUGGGGAAAGGCAGUCCCGGUCCCAAUUCAUUUAGGCCAGGAAAUGGAUAGGCAGCCAGUGUAUUUGGUAAAAAGGAGAGUAUCACGAGCCCUAUGUAUGACCCCCAUGAAAAGCCUAGCUGCCAUAUUCUGAACAGACUGAAGUUUCCAAAUGGUCUUCAAAGGUAAGCCCACGUAGAGCUUAUGAACAAUGAUAAGACGUAUUCCAUUUCUGCUUCUCCAUUUCACUUGAUUUGAGAGCAGGGUACAUUUAACAUAAAUGCAUAACACAUAAAUCCCACAAACUGAUACUUCACUUGGGCAUAGUCUCCAUUUCCUGCUUCAGCUGUGAAAGACCUCAGAUCUAACGUUCUCUUUGCCUCUUGUCUGCUCCAGGUGAAGCGAACUCUCUUCAUUAACGGAAUCUCAAAGUAUGCCGAACCUGAAAAGAUCAGAAAGCAUUUUGAGUGAGUCUUGUUCCCUGGAUCCUUUAAUUCUUAGCUCAACCCUCCUCUGACAAAGAAAAUAUAUAUAUAAAUCAGCCAGUUUUUCUUUGGAUAAUUUUUUAACCCAACACCGUACCUUUGUAUGCCUUAGAUCAGGGCUAGCCAAUGGAGUUCCCUCCAGCUGUUGUUUGCUGCAGCUCCCGUCUACCUUGAGCAACACAUGGGUCAGACCAUUGGUACAUCUAGCUCAGUAUUGUCUACACUGGCAGGCAGCAGCUUCCCAGGAUUUCAGAUGGGGAGUCUUCUGGAGAUGUUGAGGAUUGAACCUGGUACUUUCUGCAAGCAAGGCUGAUUCUCUGCCACUGAGUUCUGUCCCUUCCUCCUGCUAGCUAGGACUGAAGGGAAUUGUAGUGCAGGAACGCUGUCUACCCUUGCCUUAGAUCAGGCAUAGGCAAACUCAGCCCUCCAGGUGUUUUGGGACUACAACUCCCAUCAUCCCUAGCUAACAGGACCCAGUGGUCAGGGAUGAUGGGAGUUGUAGUCCCAAAACACCUGGAGGGCUGAGUUUGCAUAUGCCUGCCUUAGAUGGACAUGGUGUCACCCUAGGACAGGGGAUGCAUUCACUUCUGGGCAAGCUUACAGGGUUCACAUGCUAGAAAUGGGCAGGGCUUCUAGACAUACAUCCAUGUCCCUCUCUGUCCUCCAUCCAGGCAUGCAAGAGGCAUUAUUAUCAGCUAGGCAAAAGCAUUCGUGGAAGGUGCAUGGCAAGGCCAAUGAGGGGGGUGACCUGAGGAGAAGGGAAGCGCCUGGGAGUGGGGGGGGGGGAGAAGUGUGACCUGGAGAGAAUUCGGAGGGCCACAUUUGGCUCCUGGUCCUGCAGUCCCACACCCUCUGCCCUAUGUGGUUGCUACACUUCUUAACAAGAAUGAUGGUCACUUAUUUCUUUCAGUCCCCCCACCCCCGCUUGCUCCUACAGAGCUUCAGCAUGCAGCUGAAUCAAAAGCUGAAGAAGCCUUCCUUUUCAGAGUCAAAUGUGCCGUUUCAAGCCUGUUCCUUGAAUAGGAACUCAACCAGGUUUUGCCGACCCUGCAGGUUUCUAAUAAGCUCCUGCAUUGUUGUUUUUUCCUGACUGCAGGGAAGCCUAUGCCAACUGCACGGUACUGGAGGCACGCCCCUGCUAUGAUGUGGCCCGGCUGAUGUUUCUUGAUGCCGAGAGGUACAGUCUGGGAUUCGUAGGGAAUGGGGGCUUUUAAACCUGAUAUGAGCAAGAAGAGGGCUGUGUGUGUGUGUGAGAGAGAGAGAGAGAGAGAGAGAGAAAUGCGCAGUUUGGCCUGCCGUGAGGUUGCUUAUGCAGCAGCAAGCCACAUCCAGUUCUAGCACCGCUGUUCCCAAACCCAGGAUCUCAACAGUAGUGGGAGAGGGUACAGUUCAGAGGUGAGGGCAGGCGAAGCCAAGCUGAAAAAAACAGGAAGUAAGGGAGCACAUGAUGAGAGGUAGCAUGGGAGGGGCUACAGCAGGCAUAGGCAAACUCCGGCCCUCCAGGUGUUUGGGACUACAGUUCCCAUCAUCCCUGACCAUUGGUCCUGUUAGCUAGGGAUGGUGGGAAUUGUAGUCCCAAACAUCUGGAGGGCCAGAGUUUGCCUAUGCCUGGGCUACAGGUUAGAAAUCAUUGACUGAAUCCCAUACAGAGAACCCAGUAAUGAAGUGUCGGUAAAGCUCUGCGUGGAGUAGCCCUUGGGCAAAAUGGGACAGGAAAAAAACUGCGUGGCUCUUCCCUGAACUGUUUCCAACUGAGCUUACAAGGUUUCGGUAACUUUUAAGAACUGGUGCCUGAGUCUGCUUUUCUCCUUCUCCCUCCUCCUCCCUUUUUCCUUUUGUGUUAUGCUUUUUAGAUCAUAGUUCUGAGGGCAGGGACAGUCUUUUAUUUUCACCAUCAUCUGCAAGCUGCUCUACAGGGUACAAAUGCUUCAAAUAAAUACUGUGAGACCAUAUGCUUGCUUACCUAUCUUUUUCGAUCUUACCAGCUAGACCUUGCAACCCCACCUAUGAGACAGGAGGGCCUUAUUAAUUGCCUUGUGCCAGUAAAGGCUGAACUGCUUUUCCAGCCAUAACAAAGAGACUCUGUGGCAAAGCAGAGGUUGCAUCUCAUCCAGUGCCACAAACAGUUUUUCCCUGUAUCUGGAUGUCUUAAUCCAGAUACUCCUGUUUUGAGGAGAGUGGAAUUCCCUCCUGUUAAAUACCUGUUGCCUUUUCGGUGCUUCCUGAAGACCUUCCUCUUUCAACAAACCUUUUAAGUUGAGAUCCUUGACCCGGGCCACAUCUGUAUUGGAACUGCUUUAACUGUUUUCAUAUGUCAAAUUGUUUUGAAUGUUUGUAUUGUUUUAUAUAGGGAACUGUUUUUUAACUGAUUUUACACCUGUUUUAUGGUUGUAGCUGUUUUGUUUGUCUUACAAUUGCAUAUUUUAUUGCUGCAACCCCCACUGGGAAGGGAGGGAGGGGUAGUGAAUAUACUGCAGGACUCAGUUGUGCAGAAGACCCAAUGCACACUUACUUUCUUUCACACUCCACUUUGCCUGCUUUGUCUUGCUAGCUUCUCUGAGCUUCUUCCCCUGCAUUCUUCUGUUUCAGGAAAAAAGCAGAGCGUGGAAAGAUCUACUUCACCAACUUGCAGUCCAAGGAGAACACACCUUCCAUGAUCAAUCCCAAGCCCUGUGGCCAUCUCUGCUGUUGUGCCAUCAAAGGCUGCGAAGAGGUGCAGAGGGGGGAGCAGGGAAAUGCAGGGGACUGAGGGGUCCCUGCAUAAGGGAGGGGGGUUCUUGAAGGCCACAGGUUCUUCCUAGUUCAGGUCUACCAUCUAGCCCUACACUAACAGAGCAAACUAAAACCCAUUUUUGCCAGGAUGCCGGGGUGGAUGGCUAGAUUGGGCAGAAGUGUUGCUCUCCCCAGCCCUGCCAGCCUCUGCCUAGAGAGUAACACCAGCAUCACUCCUACAGUUCAGAGUUUGGCGUUCCACCUGCUGAGUGGAUGGCAGCAGUGGAUAGCCCUGGAAUGGGGUGUUCUUGGGCCACAGGGAGGAGCUGGGUCAGCCUCAGAUCUCUUGAACCCUGAGCCAGCCCCACAACUAUCACAUUAGGUUCACUUGCUGGGCCAUUUCCAGGCUGGCACAGUGCUCUGCCUGUCCCUCACCCUUACCUUCUGAUCCAGCAUGCUUGGCAGGGCUACAGAUGACCCUGCUGCUCCAGGUAACAGCUGGGGUUAAGACUGAACCCCAGUGUUUUAUCAUACAAGAGCCUGUGAAACCAAAAUAUCAAGAUGACCAGUUGGUUCCCACUCGCAGCCACUGAUCCUGAAUAAAUUGUAAUUCAGUACCACUGUGUGUUGGGCUAACAUGCCAUAAGUUAGCCCAUUGUUUGAGGUGACGAUGGGGCUGCAGGGCUUGUGUUCUCACCUUGUGCAUGGUUGCCUAGGUGGAAGCCAUGGAGUAUUACACCAAACUGGAGGAGAAACUGAAGGAAGACUACAAGAAGGAAAAGGAAAAGGUGAACGAGAAGCCGUUGGGCAUGGCCUUUGUCACUUUCCACAACGAGGCCAUUACAGCCAUGUGAGUGCCGGGAGCACAGGGUGAUGGGGGGAAAUCAUUUUGAUGGCUGGGAGGGAGGGAGGGAGGGAGAACAUUUCCCAGAAAAAGGCAACUUGGGUGUCGUUUUGAACCAAGACGGUGGAUGGAUACUUUUAAAACUCUAUUAAUUUUAAGCACUUACUUCAAAACUGCAAUGAUUUUUUGGUUUCUUAGAACUGCUGUCAGACAGAUAGGCAGACAGGCAGACAGACAGAUCUACCAACCAACCAACCAACCAACUAACUAUCAUUUUCUAAAACUCCAGUCAUGUUCUCCUUUUGCCUGUCUUCUUCAAAAACAGAGUUUUAGUUGUGACAAGUAAAGCAGCUGAGUGAGGCAAUAGCUACUGCCACAUUGCAGAGACUUGAGAAGGCCGCUGGUCCUCCUCCAAGGAAGCUUCAUCUGUCCUCCCCUCCUCCUCCUCCUCCUCCUCCUCCUCCUCCUCCUCCUCCUCUUCUUCUUCUUCUCCUUCUCCUUUUCUUCUACUAGCCACAAUGGCUAUGUUCUGUCGGAGCUCUCAUGCCUCUGAAUCUUGGUUGCUAGGAAUCACAGGUGGGCAGGCUGCUCUUGGGCUCAGGUCCCACAGGCCUCUGCUUGGCCACUGUGAGAACAGGAUGCUGGGCUAUAGAUUGUGCCACUGAUCCAGCAGACUUGCCUAAAUUCUUAUGUUCUUCUUCCUCCAGAAUCCUUAAGGACUUCAACGUGUGCAAGUGCCAGGGCUGCAAGUGCCGUGGGGAACCCAAGGCCUCAUCCUGCAGCGAGUCCCUCCAUGUCUCCAACUGGGCAGUCUCGUAUGCGCCUGACCCUCAGAAUAUUUACUGGUAAACAAAAUGGUGCCUCUCUGUGGCCUAAAUUAGGAAUUCGCCAUCCUGGCACCAUGCUUUGUGCAGGACUCUUUCUGGACUGCAUGGAUGCCAGAGCGAGAGAUGCUUCUCCAUAGGCUUGUUGUUAAGGUAGCUAUUGGUAGCAGAGUGUUUUUAAAGGGGAUGCAGCCACAUGAGGACUGGAGGCCACAAGGUUUUCCAAAAGCCCCUCCGGUCCAAUGUCUCCAGUGUUGGGUUCUGCCACCCUUAAAGUUUGGUUCUUCGCUUUGUCUCUCCUUCAGGGAACACCUGUCCAUUCGUGGCUUCAUUUGGUGGUUCCGCUGCCUGAUCAUCAAUGUGGUGCUCUUCAUCCUGCUCUUCUUCCUCACCACUCCUGCCAUCAUCAUCACCACUAUGGACAAGUUCAAUGUCACCAAGCCUGUUGAGUACUUGAAUGUAAGACCUUGACCCGAGAGAUUUGGAACUUCCCUUCUCUCUUUAGCUCCAUGACACAGGAGGGGGAACGGCCUUUGAAAAGUGGCUAUUUCCCUUCAUAUUCAGUAGGAUUAAGCCCAGCCUCAUGAGCUCUCCCUCUGUGGUUUUGUGGAAACAGAGCAGGAGCAAAUUAUAUUCAUGUAGCUAUCAGUGCACUGUUUGUGUCCUCGUGCUGUCAGUGAGAUUGCAAGGAGAAAUGGCGAGUGUGUGUGUGUGUGUGAGAGAGAGAGAGAGAGAGAGAGAGAGAGAGAGAGAGAGAGCGCACCUUUGAUAGCAUAGAACAAGUACAUACUUUUACCCUGUGAAUAAAAAUUCAUGGUACUAUGUCUUUUUGAAACUUAAGCUCAUUCCUUCUGGUUCCCUGUAUAAUUUUAAGUGCUAUAAUUACAUUCCUUAAUGUAAUUGUUGAUAUCUUGACUUGAGGUAGCAGCCUCUGAGGUCCAUGUAUUAUGGGACUAUAGGACCAUAUAACGUCUGGCUCAAAUGUUGAUGUUAUCUGUUGGAUCUCAAAGUUGUAAUUCCACUGGUGGUCAGUGUUUAGAAACUACUACUUUUAAAUUAAGUUUGUCUAAUUACGUUUGCACAAAUGAAAGGGAAAUUAUUGACUCAAACCAAUCUAGCAAGACCGGUGGUAUUUAAAUGGUGUGUGUUCAUGCUCAACAGCAAAUGACACGUUACCAACCAGUUGCCAGCUUAAUCAGCUUAUAUAACUAAACAGAUCCAGCUGUGUGUGUGUUCUUUAAUGGCACUCCCCUGUGCGAUGUUGCCAGUCAUUUGUUGAAAUUUAAAUUAAUUAAACUGGCCUUAGGAAUUCUGCCGGCCAAUUUCUCCAAGUUAAAUACAACCAUGCAUUUACAGUACUGAGGCCCAUUAAAUAAAAAUAACUACAAGUUUCUCCUCAAGUAGUUUGUGGGAGAUCUGAACUGACUUGCACUGAGUGUGCAAUACUUUAAUCAGAUAAAACAAAGAAUCCUUCUGCUUUUAAGAUAAUGAAUAUUUGUAUAAACUUGGCUUAUCUGUUAGUAUACUGGUUCUUAAAAUAUGAGGUGGACUCAUCUUAGUCAGACGUGGUUCUGGGGCAUGAAAUAGUAAGUGCUUUCAUCUUUGCCAAGAGAACAUCCUGGGUGCAUUGAAUAUUCCUGGUGUUUCAAGUGAUGUUAAUUCACCUGGCAGAGGACUCUUUCACUGAUGUGCUUUGGAUUUGUGGGGAUCACAGCAGCCUCACCCAUUCUCCUCCCAAUGUAAUUCGGAACAGAGUUCAGAAAAAGCUGCUGCUUUGUUCCUAUUCUCUUUUCCUGUGCCUGGUUUUAAGAGGAGCUCAAAGAUCUCUUAUGCUAUUUCACAUGUACAGUGGUGCCUCGCAAGACAAAAUUAAUUCGUUCCGCGAGUUUUGUCGUCUUGCGAUUUUUUUCGUCUUGCGAAGCACUGUGUCGUGAAAGUUUUGGAAAAGCUUCAAAAAUCACCAAAGUCUUUAAAAACCUCAAAAAAGGCUACCACACCGCGUUCUAUGAGUUGCUCCUCAAGUCAAGUCGCAACUGUAUUAACGGUGUUAAGAAGAUGGUAACAAACUUGCAAGACGUUUCCGUCUUGCGAAGGAAGCCCAUAGGGAAAAUCGUCUUGCGAAGCAGCUCAAAAAACAAAAAACCCUUGCGUCUAGCGAGUUUUUUGUCUUGCGAGGCAUUCGUCUUGCGAGGUACCACUGUAUCCCAAACCACAAAUCCUGGCCUGCAGUGGCAGGCAGUAGACACACAGUCGUGUGCAAAUAUCUUUGCAUGCUUACCUACAGAAUUGAUUGUUCAAGCUGUGUUGUAUAGGGGGAUAGAAAGCAGAGUAAGCUUUGAAUUCAAGAGGUGUGAGAAACACAGUGCUGGCAGCUACGACUGGACUAACAUAGGUAGGCAGGUCAGGAAACCCACUCAUUCCGAAACAGACCAGUAAUAAUCUCUCAAGAAAAGAACACCAUGCUGCAAUAUCAAUAUUGGAUUUAUAUAUUUCACACACAUACACAUGUUAUGAUAACAACCCACUUAGCCAACCUAGUGCUCUGCCAUUGCACACUUUGUAUUCUUGGUUGCUAUAUAUUAUUCAGAGCAAGUGACUGAUUGUUUCUUUUUCUUUCUCUUUCCAGAAUCCCAUCAUCACCCAGUUCUUCCCCACCCUGCUGCUGUGGGCCUUCUCUGCUCUGCUUCCCACAAUUGUGUACUAUUCGGCAUUCUUUGAAGCCCACUGGACCAGGUAAAAUGGGGAGAUUGUCUCUGCCUGCCUGAGAGCUGAACUACUCAGAAUCUCUGCUUGGAAUAUCUCCCUCAGGCCCACCUGCACUGCACUAAGAUUUGAUUUCUAUGGACUUUGUGUUUCUUCUUUUAGCAAACUUUAGAAAAAACUUCAUACUUCUUCAAAUCCCAUGAAUCCCUACUAAGGAAAAUAAUAAAAGGCAAAAAUAUAUUGUUCCAAGUUCUUGUUUUUUGCAACUAGUGUUCUUCUCUGAUAUGUAUUUUAUUCUUGGAGUUCUACAGUAUUAAUCUAACAGUAUAUUGCAAACUACCUUGAGAGCCAUUAUAGGAUGGAAAUAUGGCAUAUACAUUUAAAAAUAUUAAAUCAAGGAGGCCUUGCCAGCCCUUAUUCACAUGUUACGUUAUGCAUACCUUAAUCUGUACGUCAGGAGGGUAGCAGCACAAGAACAAGCCUUUUCAGUGGUGGCCCCCUUGCUUGUGGAAUGCCCUCCCCAGGGAGGCAUGCAUGACACUUUUGGUAUCCUUUUUAGACACCAGGCAAGGAUUUUUCUCUUUUCCUGGGUUUUUGGACCGUAAUUUGGAGGGGGGCAUUUGUGGCCUCCUUUAGUGGGGCAGGAUUUGUUGGUCCUGCCUUUUAAUUGUUAAGCUGUGCUUUUCGGUAGCUUGGUUGUUCUUAUUUAUUUUAAUGUAACCAGCUUUGGGUCACUCUUUCAGAAAAGUAACUAUCACAUAUAAUAACUAAUAAUAAAUUAUCUGUGCCACUAGGUCUGGAGAGAACAGAACAACCAUGCACAAGUGCUACACUUUCCUCAUCUUCAUGGUAUUGCUGCUGCCUUCGCUGGGCUUGAGCAGGUAAAAGAAAGGUUGCUGAGUAGAAGAGAACAUAUCUGGGAUGGAUCCAAAAUAUCUAUUCUUUCCUAUGGUGGUGGCAACUUUCACCAUUUCCCCCUUUCUCCUGUAUCUCUCUGGAGUAGAGAGUGCUGCAGGGGAAAGGAGGAAUUGCCAAAAUCGCCUCCCUGCCAAGAAAUAGCACCACUGCUGAAAUCUCACCCCAAAUGGAUGGGAUCUUGCCCAGAAUUGGUCUGAUGGUAGCAGCGCUUCUCUGCUGUUGGCUGUGGUGGGGGGGCUGGCAGGGCAUCUGCAAGCGUGCCACCUGGGGGCUUCAGCCACCUGAGGCAACAGCCUCACCCUGCCUAAUGGCUGGACCGGCUCUGGCUGUUGUACAUCAAAGCAGUGAGGUUGAAUGUCAACUCAACAUGCACACAUCUCCACACCGUGUAUUUUCAAUUCUCAAGUGUUCAUGCAGUCUCUUCUUUGUUGUUUUCAUUUUUAAUUGAGAACGAGAGGGUGCAUUGCAGGACAUCACAAUAACCUCCAUUCAGAUUCAAAUUAGCUCAAGGAGAACGGAAAUGGUCUGUUAAAACUGGUGCUGAGGUGAAAAGCUUGGCUUCAGUCAUUGGGAUAGUAAGGCUACAGUCCUGGGCCUACUCACCUUGGAGUAAGCAAUGAAUGUAGUGGAGUACACACGUAGAGAAUUUUGCUGAAUAUUACCUUGAAUGAGGCCUGCUUUCUCAGCUUCAGUUCCCUGUCUCUAAAAAGAAAUAUUGAAUGGCCUACUUGUGGGAUCUUGUGAAUGGAAAGCGUGUGUGUAUGUAUAUCUCCACACUAAAGUAAAACAAAUAGGAUUAAUUAUUAUAAUAAUACAAUUUGUAACAAAAUGAGUAACAGAAACAUGAGAAAUGAUUCCUUUGAAGUCUAAGUAUCCUUUAUUUUUGAAAAAAGUAAGUUACUUUAAAGCAACACUAGAAGGCCAGCAUAUCUAAAAUGCUUAUUUUUUUGUUGUCUGCUUGUAAUACAUGCUUUGUUUUCUUAAGUGGCUGUAUUGUAUAGGCGGAUUUGCCUUCUAUAAAUGUAACCUCCUCUAGAACUGCAUUAGUAAUAAGACCCAGUAAAUGCAAAAAUAAAUUAAUAAUGGUUCCAUUCCCUCAUCCUUGGCCUAAAAGAAUGGAAGCAUCUUUUGUUCCGCUAUCGAUCUCUUUUAAAUCAAUGCUUUUAAAGCGCUCCUUAUAUAAAUAUAAUGCCAGUGUGGUGUCAGGGACUUAUCUGAGGAGGGAGAGAAAGAAUACACAAUAAGAAACAGGGUUGGGUUGUUUAAUGUGGCCUAGAGGUUUUUUUUGGUCAUGGUCUGAGACAGAGGGCUGGCCUUAGAUGGACUGGGGCCUUGACCCAGCAUAGCAAAUAGAGCCUCAUGAGAUGUUUGCUAACACUGCAGUUGCAUCCCAAGUGCCUCUUGGUAAUAAUUACUCUUCACUCUUUGUGUGCUUCACUUUCUAGUCUGGAUGUAUUUUUCCGCUGGCUGUUUGACAAAAAGUUCCUGGCAGAGGCUGCUGUGAGAUUUGAGUAAGUAAAGCCUUAAGAGGAGGGAAGUGCGUGGUUUGGUGCCAUGCCUGCUGUGGCGCAAAUCUCUGCUUCUCACAAUCUUCUCCUCCCACCACUUCCUGCUUCCCUUGGUAGGCCACCGUCCGAUAACAUCAAGCCAUUUAAGCAUCUGCCAUAUGCUGUCGAAAACUUAUCCUUCGAUGCUCCUAGUUGCCAUAUUUCCUUAAAUUACCUGCUGUGUAGGCUGUGAAUAAGACAAAGCUUUAUUUUCUUUGUGAAGGUGGGACACAGAGACCAUGCUAACAGAGUCACGCCCACCAGGGUUGGGGAAUAAAAGGAAACCACCGUAUGUGAACCAACAUGGUAACACAGGUGGAUGUAGGAGUCACAGGUGUGUUAGACAGCGAAUAGCCCCUAAUUGGUGGUUCUGGCAGUGGGGACAUCCUACACAAGGAGAAAAUGACUCAGACAAAGUUGUCAAGGGCAUCAGUAUAUCCACAUCUGACCCAAAAUUUACUACCCGUCUUCCAUUCUGUUAAUCCCCACGCUACAUUCCAUUUGCAUUCCUGGUUGGGAAGCUUUUUUCUAUUGCCCUCCUUUCUCUUUCCCAGGUGUGUGUUCUUGCCAGACAACGGGGCCUUCUUUGUGAACUAUGUUAUUGCCUCUGCCUUCAUUGGGAAUGCCAUGGACUUGCUGCGCAUCCCUGGCCUCCUGAUGUACAUGAUUCGCCUCUGCCUUGCCCGCUCAGCUGCUGAACGCAAGAAUGUCAAACGGGUACGUGGCUCAUGCCAGCAAGAGUUGGUCCAGUCACACAAUUAAGGACGAAACUUGAAUCAGACACCAUAAGGGGAUGUUUGACUGCUGCCUGGAGUGACCCACAGACACGAUUGUCUAAAGGUUUCAAAACAGUGGUGCUUUGAAGACAAUUUGGGAGGUUCUUUUGCCUUGUAGUGUUAAAAACAACAACAUGGAGAUAAGACCCCAAAAAAGUCAUAUCUAGGGCUGUCAACCUAUCAAAUAAAUAUUAAAUUUAUUACAUGCACUUUAGUCGAUUAAUCAAAUUUGCAUAUGGAUUUUUAAAAAUUGGUUCUGGAACUAAAAGCAUCCUUUUUUAUUUUAGAUUUUAUAUAUUCAUGUGUUACAGCAAGCAUUAUCUUAGGGGAGACAUUUUUGUUGCGUGUGAGAGAGUUUAAUUUUAACCUGUCUGCUUAAUAAGGGAUAACUUUUCCAUUCAAAAGGUCUCCCCCACCUCAGUUAAUCUUAAUUAAAUGUUGCAACCCAAAUUAUAUCCUGUAGAUCCUUCUGUUGAGCUCCUAGAUGCUUGAAUUUAUAUUAUUCAGAAAACUUGCACAAGUAUUCCACAAUCCGGGUGCAGUCACUAUGAAGGACCUCACCCUCACUCUCAUUCCCCACCCCUACCCCAAAUAGCCAGACUCCCAGGCGACCUUAAGCCAAGGAUUGACAUACUGAAGUGAUUGUACCUUGUCUGUUUCCAUAGCAACUUAGGGAGCCCAACUUCCAGUACCAUCUUGGUGCGAGUGCCUCACUAUGAAUCUGUGGACAAGCGGACUUGUGAAAAUCGUGGCUUGUUUUGACACACAUCCAGAAUAUAGUCAUGUGGGCUCCUCACUCAGACAUUCAUGUGUAUGCCAACAGGAUCUCUGUUUUUGUUCCUCUUGCCUUUCAGCAUCAGGCCUAUGAGUUCCAGUUCGGGGCCGCUUAUGCCUGGAUGAUGUGUGUCUUCACUGUGGUAAUGACCUACAGUAUCACCUGCCCCAUCAUUGUCCCGUUUGGUAGGUACCACAACAUCUCCUUGGACUUCCUUUGCCUAGCACAGGCAUGGCCAAACUUGGCCCUCCAGAUGUUUUGGGAAGACAACUCCCAUCAUCCCUAGCUAACAGUGGCCAGGGAUGAUGGGAAUUGUAGUCCCAAAACAUCUGGAGGGCCAAGUUUGGCCAUGCCUGGCCUAGCAGGUUUUAAAUACACCAAAUACUUAAAGGCAGCAGACACAGAUAUAUUCACAAUGGGUUUUGUGUCAAUUAAUUACAGUGAGUUUCUUAAGAUGACACCUGGGUGAUAACAUAGCAACUGACUCUAAUCUUGUGAUUCUGUGGGUUCAAGGUAUCUUAAAUGAGAUUUGCAAGCUCCCAUUUUGUGAUUCAUUUCCUGCUGGAAGCUUAGGGCAGGUACAGCAUUGGGGUUGGCACUGUCAGCCACUUGCCAAUGGCCUGAGGUGACCCACCAUCCAGCUUCCCCUCUGUUUACUUUAGGCAAGUAACAGAGGCAGCAAGAAAGUCAGUAUAGCCAACAAUGCAGACACUUGUUUCAGGGGGCGGGACCCUAUCUCUGGGACCCCAAUGUAGUACUGCUCCAAAGAUAUCCUAUACUAGACCUCCCCAAAGCAUUGUGGGAGAAUUAAAACAAUGGAUAUCAUGAGCAGUGCUUAAUCUGCUGGCUAUAUUGGCAUUUUUGGUAUCUGCCUGCUUCAAGGUAAAGGGAGUAGAACAGAACUGCUGUCUCCUGGGGCCAUUUUGGUAGCUUCUCUAUCACCACCUGAGGCAGAUUUUCUCUCACCACCACCCAAACAAGGGGUGUUUUUAUCAGCUCCACUGCUGCCCAAGGAAGGGGCAUCUUCUCCCACUGCCAAGGGAAGGACUUCAUUGCCACUGAAGAGCUUAUGUUGCGGGGUCUAAUAAGGACCUCCCCAAAGCUGGCACCAGUCCUGGCUGAAGAAUCUGUUUUGGUGACCCAGCAAAGUUGUGGCUAAGUAGGUAAUUUUUUCAGGCUUCCUCCAUUCCUCCAGAAACAAGGAAACUGCCAAACAAAGCAUUGGUCUCUCAUACGUCUGAUGCCUGUAGAAGCUGUUUAGGAGGCACCUAACAAGUGGAAAUAAUUAAUAAGUAAAGCUGCUGUUCAUUCAGCCUUCCAGCUGAUUGCUCCAUCCCUUCCUAUUCUGUUAGGCCUGAUGUAUAUGCUACUGAAGCACCUGGUGGACAGGUACAACCUCUAUUACGCCUACCUGCCUGCCAAGCUGGAUAAAAAGAUCCAUUCAGGGGCUGUGAACCAGGUGGUGGCAGCACCUAUCCUCUGCCUCUUUUGGCUCCUCUUCUUCUCCACCGUGCGCACAGGUAAGCAGAUUCUUUUAUGUCCAGUCUGAUUUGCUAACGUCUGCCUUUAUAAUAAAUCUAGAAGGGCUUUCAGCGAGACAUUGAUGCCCAGGGUUCAAGAAGCAUGCUGAGCAGCUGCUCCACAAGCAGUGCAGAUGGAACCACCUUCUGAUCAUUAGAAAGUGCAGUUAAAUGAGUUAAUUGCGUUAAUCUGGAACAGGUAUGGGGAACUUGCUAGAUCAGGUUGUUGGGAUACUGCCAGGGAGACAAAGUCCAUCAUGGCCCCCAAGCUGCCUCCGGACGUCCAUCGAUCUCCCGUAGACACGCAGUAUCAUUCAAUUAGCGACACGAGCUCCAGAAAUAGAGCGUGCAUCGGCUCUGGAAUGUGGCAAGCUAUCAGCAGAGUUCGCAUAGCGAAAGAUGCACUCAGGAGAGCAUAUUUACAACUUUAUUCAGCGUUGGUCACAACAAAGAGAAAACAUGACUGCCUGCUUCAGUGUCUCAGACACAGAGAGAGAAACGAAAGCAAUAGACAAAACAUAAACUUCCUGUGAACAGGAAAUACGCAGACUCUGUGACUCACAAAGCCUGCUCCCUUUUAAGGUGGAACGGAAAUAUCCUAACACAGGUACGUUCAAUCCCAGGACCCAUUUUUAAGUAAAACAUACAUUUGGGGACCCGUAUCUUAAUCUUUUACCAUAUAUUUGCAUGGUGGUAGUGCUCCUGUUGUGACCCACUUUGGACCAGUGCUCUAGAUUUCCCUGGCCGUCAACUCCCAUCAUCCCUUACUGUUGGCCAAGCUUGCUGUGGAUUAUGGGAGAUGGAUUCCCACAAGGUCUGGAGUGGCCAUGGGUGGAAUUCACUGUGUUGAAGAGAUAGCAAAAGCCCUGUGUAUCGUCACUGUGAUGUUUAGGAGAUUUCCAGGUGGCAGCUCCAUAGCAUGGAAACAGCAAUGGCCAACUUGAGUGGCUUCAGAAAGGGAUGAGACAGAUUCACAGAGGAUAAGGCUAUCAAUGGCUCCUAGCCAUGAUGGCUGGGCUCUGCUUUGAUGUUCAGAGGUAGUAGUGCUUCUGAAUACUGUGCUGGAAACCACAGGUGCCACGAGGGCUCUUGUGUUUGGGUCCUGCUUGUGGACUUUCCACCGGCAUUUGGUUAGCCACUGUGAGAACAGGAUGCUGGACGUUAUGGUCUAGUAGCCUGACCCAGCAGGCUCUUCUUAUGUCAAAAUGUGGCCUGUGAGGGGUGGGAGAGAUAACAAUCUGGCUCUCUGGAGUAAAAAUAAAUAAAUAUUCCCCACCCCAAUCUAUUGUUUCUUCAUGGGCUACUGCCUCCAUUUUGCUCCUUCUGAAUGGGAACCUAUGACCUGACACAAAGCAAUGUCACUUGGAGCCACCUCUGCCCACAAAAAUGUCACUUCUGGAACAUAAGAGCCCCCUGGCUGUCAUGGGGACCUGUGUUGCCACACAUAACCAUUGUAUAGCCACUCUGGAGUGCCACAACAGAUGAUAAAGAUGAAAGGAUCUUCUUUCCCAUCUUGGUUACACACACACACCACAAACACACCACUAUUGCUGUUCAAAAUGGUGAAUGUUAGGUGAGUGUGGAGGGGGUAGAAUGCCUAGCUGAAGGUGGCCAUGUUUCAGCAGAGAAGUGGCUUACCCUGUUCUUUAGGUCAGCAGCUAUAAUGAGAGAGGACCAAGGCCUAAAGUAAAGCCCCUGGAGCGAAGAGCAAAGGCAGAGAAAAGAGAAGGUAUAUACUUGGCAACCUUGACAGAGGUUAUUUUGCAUUCCUCAGGGUUCCUGGCUCUCACGUCCAUGUUCACCUUCGUGGUUCUCGUCAUCACCAUCGUGAUCUGCUUGUGUCAUGUCUGCUUCGGACACUUCAAAUACCUCAGUGCUCACAAUUACAAGGUAAUUGUAGUGGAAGGGCGUUUUCAGGGCAGCCGAAAGGGUUGUGUGGUGGCUUCCUCUAAGAACUGCUUCACGUCUUUCCCUAGAGAGAUUUGGAAAGGGGGCAGAAUCCCAGGCACACCUGUGUCUUGAAGAGAUGGGGAAAGCCCUGUGUACACUUGUAUACACAUAUGAAGACAGCGGGCUUUCCUGUUGUGCCUCAACAUGUGUACCCACAAUUGGAGAAGCGUCCUGCAAGACGCAGACUCCAUUCUGAGAUGAAAAAAGACCACCUCCUAAGCCCUUGGUUUUUGUCUUAGUCUUCCUGCCCUCGCUGCAUGUCUCAGCCACCUUAGGAGCUAUGUGGGGGCUGGACCAAUUCCGUGGUCCCUCCCCAUAGGAGGAAAGCCCUGGCAGGGGAAACCAGCCCCUCUCGCGGUUCUUCCAUUUUCAGGAGCCAUGUGAGAAGAAACUGUGAAGAAGCAGCUUCCAUAGUGAUGCAGCUACAUGGAACUUGGCCCUUCAAAGUUUUAUUGCUGUGGAGGCUCAGAGCUUCUUUCUGCUCCUCUUCCACAUGCAGAGCACCUGAAGCCCAGCUCUUGCACGUAGCUGCCAACGUUUCCCUUUUUUUAAGGGAAAUUCCCUUAUUCCGAAUAGGAUUCCUAGCAAGAAAAGGGAAAAGUUGACAGCUAUGCUCCUACAGUGAUUACCACCGCCGGCACCAUUCUGGUUGCAUCAUGUAGAAAUGUUCCCGCAGGGCAGGCAGGUCCAGAACUGGCAAGCUGCUGCCUUUGCUGUUUGGUUUCGUGCCACGCAUGCUUCUGUCUUCCAGAUCGACCACACAGAGGUGGAUGCUGUAGAUGGGAGGGAGAACGGACGGCCCGCUGCCAGCCACCCGCCAGCUCCAAAAUCAGCUGUGAGUCUCCGGCUCCUCCGCUUGCCUUCUGCAACGUCGGAUAUUCUGUGCCCUCUUAUGUCUGAGUUUGGGGAGGAGGAGGAGGAGGAGGAGGAGGAGGGAGAGGCCUUUGCAGAUUUCCUAUCAGGCCCCCACCUUUUUGGCUGUACACGAGCAGCAUCCACGGAGCAUGGGCAGAAAACAGGCCUCUCUGUUACUGGCCCUUUCUGAGAUGAUGGACCGGCAACCUCACUCUGCCCCUCCCCCGGUGCUGUUUGUUCACUUUCUGCCUCUGUCUCUCAGCUUGGACAGUGAAGCCAGACUGGUCAGUGCCCCUUUCUCUUCUGCUUUCUGGCUCCUAACGCAUUGGCAUGCUCUGUGAGCGCUGCAGAAAGAGCUGCGGCUGUCAUUUCCCAACGCAAGUUAGUUUUGAGUGGGACGGGAAUCUUUAAUUCAUUCAAGGCUUUGUGAGUCACCCCUUUCCCUGCACCCCAAGUUGCCCGAGUUCCAAAUUGUCUGCAGACAAGCACUGUGGAGAUGGUGUCAAAGGCUGCAGUCACACCAUAGAGAGCACAAAAGAGCAGCUCCAGAGCCAAAUCCUAAGUAUUAGCUUCAUUGGGGGCAGGGAGGAAACACACACUGAAAACAAGUGGAUUGGUUACCCUAAAAAUAUAGAAAAUAGAGAGAGCCUGUAUUAUCACCAUCCUCAUCCUCAUCCAUUUAACACAGCAUUUUAGUUGUGCCAAAAUUAUUUACAAUCUUUCACUCCAGUCCAGAGUCCCAUGUGUGCUUUGGUGCACGUACGGAGCUUCUGCAUGAGCCAGUUUCUCCUUCUGCUGUACAUUGGAGGAAGACAGUCCACUUGCCCAUCCUCACUUUAUGUGUGUGUGUGUGUGUGGAGCUGCACCGUACAUUGACGUGAAUGGUGCUUUACUGGUACACCAGAGCUCUCCUUCCUGUGAAUUGGGAUGUUCGCCUCUUUUUGCCCUCAAAAUGUAUCCAGUGAGAGAGGUCACAAUUCACCUUUUUUACACACGAGGAGCUAAAGCUAAGCUAUCUUGCUGAGACAGACCUAUCUGUUGCAGAUCUGAAUUGCAGCCACAGUAUUACCACGAGGGGUUACUUCUAUUCCUAGGGAUGAAAGGCCCCUUGCAAUGAUUGGUUUCUGAAUAAGGCCUCAGUAGCUCCCUUCAGGCUUGCUAAAGGAGGACAGAAUCCUUGAUGCUAAGGCUCAGGACAAGGAAACAUCAGGCCCAGGCUGUGGAGGAUCCUCAGGGCGGGUUUUUGAGGCUUCAGGGCUGUGUUUCUUCUACUGGAUGUCUUAAGAUCCUCAUGAAAUUAGGGCUGAGUGCUACACUUCAGAAAUACUGCCAUACUAUUCGAACCUAAGCUCUGGAGUCACACAGCCCUUUUUUUCCUCCUUCUCCCACCCUCAUUUUGCUGUCAGACAGCUAUUCCACACAAUACAAUUCUGUGCCAGCAUGACUGCUCUUGGGCUCCCGACUGCAUGGCACUUACCCAUCAUGCUCUGCUGCCUGAGUCCCCACAGAGAGAGGAAGAGGGUGGGGGGCUAACUGGUCCAUUGUUUUAUUCUUCUCUUCUUUUUAUACCGGCUCUGCAGCAGAAGUACAUUGCCCAAGUGCUGCAAGAUUCUUCACCUGAGGGCGACGUGGCAGAGUCUGAAGAACAGGGGUCCCAGGACGAGGAGCUCAUCAACCCCAACGGCAUAAACGAUACAGAUUUCCAGUCGUGCGAGGACAGCCUGAUAGAAAACGAGAUCCAUCAUUAG